Tribolium castaneum (red flour beetle) is the source of this 1621-nucleotide messenger RNA. RefSeq names its product putative inorganic phosphate cotransporter. Gene Ontology annotation, biological process: transmembrane transport; monoatomic anion transport. The transcript has 6 exons. The coding region runs from base 169 to 1563 and encodes 464 amino acids. The record is from RefSeq and is a predicted model, not a curated record. Lineage: Eukaryota; Metazoa; Arthropoda; Insecta; Coleoptera; Tenebrionidae. Gene Ontology annotation, cellular component: membrane. Gene Ontology annotation, molecular function: transmembrane transporter activity.
CCCUUACAAAAUUUAAUCAAACAAUAGGCCCUGCAUGAGCCACAACUGUGCACGGUGUGAAAAAUUUUAUCUCUUUUUUGCAAAAUAAUGGCACAGAUUUAUCUUUAUCUAUAAGUACCGCUUUAUAAGCACCACGCGACUCACUUGUCCCGCUUAAACCACACCAGCAUGACACCAAAGGAUCUAGAAACGGGCCCCGAACCCCUUCCGAAACCACGAGAAUGGUUUGGGGCCCGUCAUGUCCAGUUCAUCCUCCUGUUCUUCGCCACCAUCGUCGCCUACGGCAUUCGCACCAACAUGUCGGUGGGCAUCAUCGCCAUGAUGGAGGAAACCCCGCCAGACCCCAGCAUUCCCACGUACCCGGAAUGGACGCAGAAGGAGACCAUCCUCUCGGCCUUCUUCUGGGGCUAUGUCAUCCCCCAGAUUGGGGCCGGAGCUGUGGUAAAAAAAUUCGGGCCUAAGUGGUUUCUGGCCGUGACCACGGCCAUUAACUCCCUGUUUACGCUCCUGAUCCCGGUCAUGGCCGAACAUUUGGGCGAAAAUGGGGUCAUAGCCUGCCGGAUUAUCCAGGGGUUGAACCAGGGGUUUCUGUUCCCGUCCUUGCACACGCUGUUGGGUAAAUGGACGCCUUUGGCCGAGCGCUCAAAGGUCGCCAGUUUUGUGUACACUGGGGGGCCGCUGGGUACCGUUAUCUCGCUCCCCAUUACUGGGGCUUUCGCUGGGUCGGAGUCAGGCUGGCCUGGGGCGUUUUACCUUUAUGGCAGUUUGGGGCUGGCUUGGACCGUGUUAUGGGGGUUGCUUGGGGCCGAUAGCCCCAGCAAACAUGGGGGGAUUUCCAAGGAGGAGAGGGAGUACAUAGAGGGUGAAAAUGUGGGCAGUGAGGAGAAAAAAGUGUUGAAAACGCCGUGGAAGUCCAUUGCUACUUCAUGGCCCUUUAUUGCCGUUUUGGUGGCACAUUCGGGGCAAAACUGGGGUUUUUGGACGCUUCUAACCGAGACACCGUCCUAUUUGAGCGAAAUCAUGAAGAAAGACAUUAAGGAUAAUAGUCUCCUAUCGGCGCUCCCGUACCUGGUUUUGUGGAUCCUGAGCUUUGUUUUUAGCCCACUGGCCGACUAUCUUAUCGUGCAUAAAUAUUUAUCGAUAGGAAAUGUUCGGAAAGUUUUCAACACCAUUGGGUUAAUUAUCCCAGCCAUCGCGCUAGUAGCGCUGGGUUUCGUCGAUUCGACUCAAGACACCCUAGCUCUGGUUUUACUGGUGGUGGCUGUGGGUUUUAAUGCAGCCGUGUUCAGUGGUUUCAAUGUGAAUCAUAUUGAUUUGUCCCCGAACCAUGCCGGGAUUCUUAUGGGUAUUACGAACAGUCUCUCAAAUAUCUUCUCAAUUGUGGCACCACUUGCCAUAAAAGCGAUUCCGUACGAACAGAGUGACCCAAUUUUGUGGAGAUAUGCGUUUUGCAUAUCAGCCGGCAUUUAUGUCGCUGCUGAUAUUUUCUACGUUAUUUAUGCUUCUGGAGAGGUGCAACCGUGGAACUCGGAAGGGGAGGAUUUUCGUAAAGAAGCUUUGUAGAGCUGGAAUUAUUUAUUGUUACAUCUGUUGUAAAGAUGAAAUAAAAUUUUUAGAAAUU